GUACCGACGGACCAAGGCCACGACGCAUACCUCAGCUCAAGAUGGCCACGGAGCUGGUGUAAUGACGACUCCCUACCCAUCAGCACUGGGUAGUAUUCCUCCCAUGGGCCCAGAGAUAGUUGGGUACGCUCAUGGACCAGACGACGGCCCCGUCGCCUCGUCAUCCUCGGCCACUCUUGGCUCAGGCGCGCCUCCCACAGUCUUUCUCUCCACGAGCACGCCCAAUGGCGCCUACCUGACUCCAGCGACCUAUCAAGCUAUCCUGAACAACACACUGGCGCUGCACACGAACCCUUCCGCCAUACUGACCUAUGAGUCUCGAAGACAACAAGCUUGUGGACUUAUUGCAGCUGUUGGCGCAAGAGUGGGACUGCCACAGCGGACGGUCAGCACAGCCUUUGUCAUAUGGCAGAAGUGCGGCGUGAAUAGAGGCGCACCUUCGGGGACAUCUGCUCAACAGGUCGCACUGGCUGCCCUAUUCCUUGCUUGCAAGCUCAAUGAUACCCCAAAGAAGGCCAGGGAUCUCAUCGUCGCCUCUUAUGCCAUUCGGUACCCGGAUCUAGUCAAGCUUGGUCGAGAUCCUUCCUCGUCAGCCAGCGGUGCAGCAAAUCGUCGCGAGCAGCUGCAGCAGUUGGCCCUUGCGUCUGUGCAGGAGUCUGAUGUUGACGCACAGAUGCUGGACUCGGAACGCAACAAGGUAUUGAGCUUAGAAAGGACUCUUCUCGAAGAAUUUGGCUACGACUUCAAGAUCCGGCAUGGCGUGGAAAGUGUUAGUAGAGGAAUUCUCAAAUUGGGCAGAGCGUGGGGAGCCGACAAGGACUUCAUACAAGAUGCUUGGCAAUUGGCGUCCGACGUUCAUCGUACCUCAGCACCCCUCUUGUAUCCUCCGAUCAUCCUUUCCCUGUCUGCCCUCCUUACAGCAUCGCUCCUAUGCCCUCGGAACGCCUCUGCAUCACGUGCAGCAAGUGCACUACGGAUACGGCGUAUCUUCGGGCUGUCCAAUGCAAAGAAUUCCUUUGGCGAGGCUGUUGCGGGUGAGGCACUUUCUCACAAGGCUCACUUGAACGACAAUUCGCGACAUGGCGAGCAGCAGAAUGGCAAGUCCGCCUCGAAAGGACCAUCAGUACCGGAGCAAGCUUGGCGCUGGGCAGAGGAUACUUCGUGGGAACUGAAGCUCCGGUGUUUUCGGGAAGAAAUCGAAGAGGUCACACACUCCCUGUUAGAUCUCUACCUCUCCUCCUGCUCAGCAAUCACUUCUGCCCAGUCUGCUAGAAGCGCCUCCGGUGUUUCUCCCACCUCGCCAUCUACGACUCCUCUUUCUCCCGCUUCCCCCUCGGAGUAUGGAAACUUCAUCACCUCUUCUGCUGGCAAGAAGGGCUCUUCAGGGGCUAGCGGGCAGUCGCUACGCCUGCCCGCGCACACGUUCAAUCCACCUCCCUUUGGAGUCAUCAGCUGGCUCCAUGCCCAUAGUGCAACGGAUCAAGACCAAACGCAGCCAAGGGGAGCUGCGGAUCUGGCUCGAACACUGACCGAUUGCAAGAUCGAGCUCAGAGGGGCAGAGGAUCUACGGAAGCGGCAGGAUGAGGAGGCGAGGACGAAAAUGGCAGGGAGUAAUGGCGCUAACUUGAACGGGAAUGGACUCAGGCCAGGCAUGGGAGACUUGGCAUUGGACCAGAUUGCGCGACGUCUUGCCCGGCGUGCAGCCAUCGAGCAAGAGAAGGCACGCGUGCAGACAGUCAAGGUGGAAGUCCAGACUGUACUGGGGGAAGGCGAGGACACUACAGCGACGACGGUGCUUCUGCCAACAACGAGGGAGACGAGUGGAUCGGCAGCGACUCCCUCGGCAACGAUGAGCCUUACCCUCACACCUCUGUACAACACGGCGAGUGGGCAAGAUACUGCUGCAGUCGGGGCGGCCUCGUUCAAUGGCAGGGCUGUAGACGACUCGCAGCUUCAGAACGAGGGUGGAGACAAGUCUACCGUGGUGACAGGUGCAAGUGGCGGCAAAAGCGGAGGGUCCGGCAGUGCAUCUGCGAGGUCCUACAAGACGUCGAGAUUCUUGUUCUAAUAUGAGCAGGGCUAGUCUGUGCAAUGCGGAGCGGUUAGGUCAAAUGGAGCAAUUGACACAAGGAAGCGAACAUUGCCCCUUGACUGUUAAUGUCCAUUGAGUGUGAC
This is a messenger RNA of Microstroma glucosiphilum, 2175 nucleotides long. RefSeq lists its product as hypothetical. The record is from RefSeq and is a predicted model, not a curated record. Gene Ontology annotation, molecular function: cyclin-dependent protein serine/threonine kinase activator activity. Gene Ontology annotation, biological process: regulation of transcription by RNA polymerase II; positive regulation of DNA-templated transcription, elongation. Gene Ontology annotation, cellular component: nucleus; cyclin/CDK positive transcription elongation factor complex. NCBI's taxonomy places the organism in Eukaryota, Fungi, Basidiomycota, Exobasidiomycetes, Microstromatales, Microstromataceae. The transcript is spliced from 4 exons. The coding region runs from base 62 to 2068 and encodes 668 amino acids.